CUCAUUGUGGUUUUGGAAUGAUCAACCGUGACACACUAUUGAUGCCCUCAAGGUUUGAGCCCUGUGGGCUAAAUCAAUUGUAUGCAAUGAGAUAUGGAACUAUGCCUAUGGUUCAUGACACUGAGGGACACAAAGAUAUUGUAAAAAAAUUCAAUCCAUAUGCUCAGGAAGGCAAAGGUGAAGGUACAGGAUGUAGGAUAAUAGAAGGGGCCUCUUCUAGAUUAAUGCAGGACAAAUUCAGUUCAUUUCACUUGAGAAUAAACCAAUAGCAUCUUAUGUGUUUGCCAUUAAAACUCAU
Molecule: messenger RNA, 298 nt
Organism: Juglans microcarpa x Juglans regia
Lineage: Eukaryota; Viridiplantae; Streptophyta; Magnoliopsida; Fagales; Juglandaceae
Product: soluble starch synthase 1, chloroplastic/amyloplastic-like
Exons: 4
Coding region: 18-269 (83 amino acids)
Cellular component (GO): chloroplast
Source: RefSeq, a predicted model, not a curated record